Brassica rapa (field mustard) is the source of this 3033-nucleotide messenger RNA. RefSeq names its product phospholipase A1 PLIP1, chloroplastic. Gene Ontology annotation, biological process: lipid metabolic process. NCBI's taxonomy places the organism in Eukaryota, Viridiplantae, Streptophyta, Magnoliopsida, Brassicales, Brassicaceae. Gene Ontology annotation, molecular function: glycerophospholipid phospholipase A1 activity. The record is from RefSeq and is a predicted model, not a curated record.
GGAGAGAGAGAGAGAUUCAUGAAUCUUUUACAGAACAAGAACAAGUUUCAGAAUAGUCUGGUCUGACUCUUUUGUAUCCUUCUCGUUUAAGAUUCAUCGUACGUAUUCAAACCACCAUUUCUCUGGCAUUACUUAUUGAGAAUGGCGACUUUCUUGAUCUCGGUGGUUUGAUUAUGAUCCACUCCAGCUGAUUCGACGGUUAAGAAACGCUGCAUUGAUCAUCCAUUGUUCUUUGCCAUCGAUCAAAACCUAAUAAAUAAGUUGGAGUUUUGUUCAUAAAAGAAUGUCGUUUAAUGCGGCUAUGGCGUCUCCAUCUCCACCUGCGGCCAACGACGUUUUCAAAGAACAUUUUGGCCUUCGUAGAUCGUUGUCCGGUCAAGAUCUCGUCGUGAAAGCUGGUGGAAUACGGAGAUCGAGUUCCGACAACCACUUGUGUUGUAAGAACAGGAUACGUGCUGUGUCCGUACGUCCUGGUCAGGGAAUGAAAAGCAGCCGAUCUGUAGGAGUGUUCUCGUUUCAAAUAUCGAGCUCCAUAAUCCCUAGUCCAAUAAAAACAUUGCUAUUUGAAACGGAGGACGAUACAGAUAGUGAUGAUGAGCCUGAGGUCGAGCCGAAUCUUGAUGGAGCCAAGAAAGCGAACUGGGUCCAGAGGCUGCUCGAGAUAAGGAGACAGUGGAAGAAAGAGACAAGAACAGAGAAUAGUAACGGAGAUGUUGUGUCGGAACAUGAAAACGUUACGUGUGGUUGCGAGGAUGGGGAAGGUUGCGUCGCGGAUUACGAAAACGGCGAUUGGGAACGCGAAACGUUUUCAAAGUUGCUUGUUAGGGUUUCUUGGUCUGACGCUAAACAGCUUUCUCAGCUAGCUUACUUGUGUAACGUGGCUUACACGAUACCUGAGAUCAAGGGUGAGGAUUUGAGAAGAAACUACGGGUUAAAGUUUGUUACAUCUUCACUAGAGAAGAAAGCCAAAGCAGCGUUACUUAGAGAGAAACUGGAGCAAGACUCAACACGGGUUCCUGUUGUUACAUCGCCUGAAUCAGAAUCCGACAAGUUUCAACAACGAUCAUCGUCUUCAUCUUCUGCUUACAAGAUUGCUGCUUCAGCCGCUUCAUACAUUCACUCGUGCAAAGAGUAUGAAUCUUCAGACUUGAACAACCCUUAUAAAUCUGCGGCUGCGGCUCAGGCGGCAGCGUCGACAAUGACCGCGGUGGUUGCUGCGGGUGAGGAUGAGAAGCUAGAAGCGGCAAGGGAGUUGCAGUCGCUACAAUCUUCUCCUUGUGAGUGGUUUGUGUGUGAUGACCCAAACUCAUACACUAGGUGCUUUGUGAUUCAGGGUUCUGAUUCUUUAGCUUCUUGGAAAGCAAACCUCUUCUUUGAGCCAACUAGAUUUGAGGACACUGAUGUUUUAGUCCAUAGAGGAAUCUAUGAGGCAGCAAAAGGAAUAUACGAGCAGUUCUUACCUGAAAUAACCGAACAUUUGUCUCUACACGGGGAUAGAGCCAAGUUUCAGUUUACAGGUCAUUCUCUUGGAGGCAGUCUCUCGUUAAUAGUGAAUCUGAUGCUUCUCAGUAGAGGACUCGUUAGUUCUGAAGCAAUGAAACCUGUUGUCACGUUUGGUUCACCGUUUGUGUUUUGUGGUGGUGAGAAGAUUCUCGAGGAACUUGGUCUUGAGGAGAGUCAUGUUCACUGUGUGAUGAUGCAUAGAGAUAUCGUCCCACGAGCUUUCUCGUGCAAUUACCCUGACCAUGUUGCUCUCGUCCUCAAACGUUUGAACGGGACGUUCCGUACACAUCCUUGUCUUAACAAAAACAAACUGUUGUAUUCACCAAUGGGGAAAGUAUUUAUCUUACAACCAAGUGAGAGCGUCUCACCAACGCACCCUUGGUUACCGCCGGGAAACGCUCUCUACGUUUUAGACAAGAACAACGAAGGUUAUUCUCCCACGGCGUUGCGUGGGUUUCUAAACCGCCCACACCCACUCGAAACGCUGAGCCAACGCGCCGCUUAUGGCUCAGAAGGUUCGGUGUUGAGAGACCACGACUCUAAAAACUACGUCAAAGCCGUGAACGGAGUUAUCCGGCAGCACACGAAGCUCAUCGUUAGAAAAGUGAGGAGACAGAGGAGGAGUACUGUUUGGCCUGUGCUAACGCCAGCAGAACCGAACUCUUCAGUCAAUGACUGGAGUCUGACGGCAACUGAAGAGAUCAUGACACGUGCCUAGAAAAGGGACGACGGUCGAUGCCUCGUUAAGUUGUGCAUAGAAUAAAUUAUGUUUAUGUGUUUGUUUACAUUUCUUGGGAGGCACGAGUAGAGUUAAUAAAAAUGUUGUAAAACCGUAAAUACCUCUUUCGUUAGUAAUAUAUAAAAUUGAGAGCUACAUGUUAUCUGUAAUCGAAAACAACUUCUUUGAAUAGAAUGUUAUAGACAUGGGCAUUUUACCCGGACCCAAAGACCCUAACCGAAACUGACCCGAAAAUAUAGGUUUGGAUCAGAGUCCGGGUCCAUGCUAAAGUACAUGUUAGAUCUUUUUAUUUGGACCCGUAAGUCUCCGUUCAGGUCCGGAUCCUACCAAAACCCAAUCGGGUCCUCGAAGUACCCAAAAGUUAUUGCGUAUAUUAGGUCUAAUUGGGCGAUUGGAUAUAAUCUAUAAAUAAUUUAACAGAUUUUUUUUAUUAAGAAUAAAAUAGCUGUAUAAAAAUAUAAAAGAAAAUAAUUAUCAAAUAAUUAAUUUCCAUUUUAAAAGUCUAAAUAAAAUAAAAAUUACAAAUGAAAAAUUAAUCAUAUUUUUUCUUAUAAUUAACUAACUUUACUUCUUAAUAAUUUUGUGUUAAAAAAAUAUAAACCAAAAUUAACUUCAAAUAUUUCACCUGAUAUGAUUGUGACAUAUAUCAACUAAAAUAAAUAAAUUGUAAAUGUGUCAAUAAAAACUGUCAUUAUGUGAAAAUAACUUCUUUUUUUCCUAAAAUCCUAAAUAAAAAAGAUUUCGAAAAAAUUUAUUUUCUAAUCUUAAUCAAUUAAUAUUUUUUUCUUUUU